CAUUUCCAGACAUACUAAAAAUUAAUUCACUCUCUUUCGACUUCUCCAAAAUCAACCAUGCACAAGCGAGCAAAACUCACCGCUUCUCCGACCAACGACUUCUCUCCUCCGCCACUUGCUCCGCCUCGCCUUACCCAAGAACAAGAACUCUCCAUCAUGGUCGCUGCCCUCAAAAAUGUCGUCUCCGGCGGAGCCACCAACACUGCUACAUUAACGGAUGUCUCUCAGGAGUUGUUUCGCCUUCAGUUCUCCACUACUGCUGCUACUUCAUCACAGUUCGCCACCAGUUCUUCCGCUACUACUGUUACGGAUGGGUUUUGCAGUCCAUUACUGCCGCCAUCGGAUCUUGACACGUGUAAUGUUUGUAAGAUCAAAGGAUGCUUAGGAUGCAACUUUUUCCCGCCAAAUCAAGAGGAAAAGAAAGGGAAACGAAAACGAGUGAAGAAAAAUUACAGAGGAGUAAGGCAGAGGCCGUGGGGCAAAUGGGCUGCGGAAAUCAGGGACCCACGGCGAGCGACGCGGGUUUGGCUAGGGACUUUCAACACGGCGGAGGAAGCUGCCAGAGCUUACGAUAAGGCGGCGAUAGAUUUCCGAGGGCCGAGAGCGAAGCUCAAUUUUCCAUUUCCUGAUAACAUUGGUAAUACUAGCAACUUGGAAGAUCAAAAAAGCACCGAUCAAGAGCAAGAGCAGAAAGAAAAUGGGAAAACGAAGGAAUUUGAAGCGGAAAGAGAAUUGGGAAAGGAAUUCUGGGAAAAGAUUGGUGAAGAUGAAAUUCAACAAUGGAUGACGAUGAUGGAUUUCGGUGGAAAUUCUUCAGAUUCUAGCGGUAUUGCUACUUCUACAUUGUAAAAUUCAAUUAUAUAUAUAUUAUUAUCAUUUGAGAAUUCUUUCA
Molecule: messenger RNA, 892 nt
Organism: Manihot esculenta (cassava)
Lineage: Eukaryota; Viridiplantae; Streptophyta; Magnoliopsida; Malpighiales; Euphorbiaceae
Product: ethylene-responsive transcription factor ERF109
Exons: 1
Coding region: 58-849 (263 amino acids)
Biological process (GO): regulation of DNA-templated transcription; ethylene-activated signaling pathway
Molecular function (GO): DNA binding; DNA-binding transcription factor activity
Source: RefSeq, a predicted model, not a curated record